Mycena citricolor is the source of this 1562-nucleotide messenger RNA. NCBI's taxonomy places the organism in Eukaryota, Fungi, Basidiomycota, Agaricomycetes, Agaricales, Mycenaceae. The record is from the annotation of a GenBank genome assembly.
AAGCUACCGACGAACCCGGGUUUAGACAUGAUAGAUAUCAAUGACUUGCAUCAUGUGGUUCCUACGGCAAGAGGCGGCCACCGGCCGCUGCCUCGCACCCACUUUCGAAAGGAGUAAGCAGAAUGGCCCCGUGAUUGGCGGUCCACGGAAGCCUUGAUUCGUCAAAAUUAGGCCUUGCCUGGACCCAUGUCUCUACUUCUAAAAACGCCGUCGGUUGCUAUCAGCACUUGAUUUCUUCUCGAUAAACGUAUCGCAGAAAGUUCAUGCACGACGCCUCAUUGAAGCCCUUGAUUCCGCACAUAUCGAAUCGUCGCUGCACUAGGGCUCGCCCUUUGCCUCCCAUCUCUUUCAAAGUACCCAUGUCCGCCGUCCCAUGGUGCCACCUCGGUCGUCAAGGGUCGUCUUUUCGAUCGAGGACGGGGCCUCAAAAUCCGUCUCUAAAUCCGUGUUUGGUCUUAGCCAUUGCAACCUCCACGUGGUGGGAGUCGUAAAUAAGCAGAGGACAGAGCGUGCGUGUCCCCGUCAUCGAAACUCGCAUCCCCCUUGUUCGCGUUUUUUUCGGUACAGACAUGAAGGCUGUCGUCGCUGCCCUCGCUCUCGUUUCAUUCGUCGCUGCUGAUCGCACCUUUACCAUCCACAAUGCUUGCCCGUUCACGAUCUGGCCUGCGAUCUUCACCUCGGGCGGAAGUGCGCCGAACUACCCGACCGGCUGGGUUGCCGAAGCGUCGACCUCGGUCUCCAUCUCAGUCCCCGAGAACUGGAACGGGCGGUUCUGGGGCCGCCGGAACUGCGACUUCUCCAAGACGAAUGGUCCGACGUCCUGCCUGACGGGUGGCUGCAACGGUGGCCUGCUGUGUGACACCAAGACCGGCACGGGCGUUCCUCCCGCCACCCUGGCGGAGUUCAACCUCGGUGCGAACGGACAGGACUUUUACGAUGUUUCUCUCGUCGACGGGUACAACCUCCCUGUGCGCAUCGAGAACACCGCCGGCUGCGUCGUACCCGAGUGCGCCGUCGACCUCGGCCCCGGGUGCCCGGCGAACCUGAUCGGGCCGUUCGACUCGACCGGGUUCCCGGUGGGCUGCAAGACCGCGUGCUACGUCGAGUCGCUCGCGGGCAACGCCGCGAACUCGCACAACUGCUGCAGCGGCGCGUUCGACACGCCGCAGACGUGCCCGUCGUCCGGGGUCCAGGAUUACAGCUACUUCAAGGACGCGUGCCCGACUGCAUACGCAUAUGCGUACGACGAUCUGACCUCCCUGUUCUUGUGCGACAGCGCCCUCAAGCCCGAUUACACCGUCACGUUCUGCCCUCCCGCUUAGAUUAUUACCUCCACUGUGCUAAAUCCCAGCUAAUUACCACACAAUUAUGACUCGCUCGCUGUCCUUAUUCCCAAUCCGCGGCAGAAUGAUGAUUCCGACAUCGCUGAAGUCUCUGCUAGUUGCUAGAAACGGCCUGGUGAUGCGCUGGUUGCAAGCCCUCGGCUAUGGACACACCAGCAGCGGGCUCUUGUUCUUUUUCGACCGUUUUGGGAGGGGCAAUUGCCGCGCAAACUGGGGGAA